This is a messenger RNA of Necator americanus (New World hookworm), 1620 nucleotides long. RefSeq lists its product as uncharacterized. Gene Ontology annotation, biological process: glucose metabolic process. The record is from RefSeq and is a predicted model, not a curated record. Bases 1 to 1620 code for a protein of 539 amino acids. Gene Ontology annotation, cellular component: endoplasmic reticulum. Lineage: Eukaryota; Metazoa; Nematoda; Chromadorea; Rhabditida; Ancylostomatidae. The transcript is spliced from 13 exons. Gene Ontology annotation, molecular function: protein binding; ADP-specific glucokinase activity.
AUGAAGUCGAUGGUGGAAGCGGAAUGCGGAGGGCCAAAUGCCCUAGUGGGUCUUGCACAGAACUAUGGUACAUCAAAUCAACGUAUAGCACCUAUUACUACUAGUAGAGGCGUUUCAUCACUUUUACCCUCGUCUUCCCUCGGGGAACAAUUUGCCAAUGAUUUUCUACAACAGAAAGCUGCAGCGACUCAAGCGCCGUCAACAUUUAAUAUGAGUGCACUAGCCGCUCAGCUCCCCAAACAGUCCUCUUCCUCAACGAGCCUUGCCAAUAACUGGACGGCUGAAUAUGCAACGCUCCCUGGGCAUCAGUUAUCCACACAAUGGUCACAACAAUACACGUCGGCGAGGCCAUCUUACGAGACCGCAUGGGCAGGUGCGACUGGACAGACAACACCGUAUCCAGCUAUUGCUCAAAGUUCCACCUCUGUGGACAGUGCAAUGUGGUCGGCAGAAUUCCUGGAUAAUGUUGAGUCAUCGCUCAGAUCAUCACCGUUAUCAAAUGAACUGGCAGACAGUUGGGCACGGGAAUAUACUGCUGAGAUGCCGGACAUGUUUUCAAGUAUGGAGAGCGAAUGGGAGACAAUCCAGAGGAAUAUCGCUCUAUCUCAACAGGAGGAGGCUCAAAAAGUUGAAAACGAUAUAUAUGUGCAUCAGGAACACAAUCCUUUCUUGGCUUCGGCGGAUCCGCUUGCUGAAGGUGACCGUUUAAUGCAGGCGGGUGAUCUCGGGAAUGCAAUGCUCGCCUAUGAGGCGGCUGUGCAGAAAAAUCCACGUGAUGCUGAGCUUUCACGUGCUCUUCAAGACUAUCACGACAAAUUAGAAGAAGCUGUAAAACGAAAUCCGGAUGAUGCUAAUGCAUGGUGUCGUCUCGGCCUAUCGCAUGCUGAAAAUGAACACGAUCGCGCAGCAAUCGUUGCAUUCAAUAAUUGCCUAAAAAUUCAGCCAAAUAAUGAAGAUGCUUUGCUGGCAUUAUCCGUAUCGCUGGCAAAUGAGUCCGCUGAAAAUGAAGCUCUAUUCCAAUUGGAGAAAUGGUUAGUGGCUCAUCAAGGUGGCGAUCCUACCGCGGUGCAAAAAGCUCCGUUCGGCUACAGUUCGUUCCUUGAUCAUGAGAAAUUCGAUAAAGUUGAAGAGCGUUUUAUAAACGCAGCCAGGCAACAGACCGGUACUGCUGAUGCUGCGCUACAAAAUGCGUUAGGAGUUCUGUACAACCUGAACAAAAACUAUGAACGAGCAGUUGAAUGCUUGAAGUUGGCCAUAGCCAGUAGGCCAGACGACCCACGUCUCUGGAAUCGAUUGGGCGCAACGCUGGCGAACGGGGAUCGUACGCCAGAAGCGGUGGCUGCGUAUCGGGAGGCAUUGCAAAGGUAUCCGAUGUACGUGCGAGCACGUUAUAAUCUGGGUAUCAGCUGUAUGCAUCUGAACAGUUAUCGAGAAGCGGUUGAGCAUUUCGUGUCAGCCUUAGAUCUCCAGAAGGGCGGCACGGAUAGCUCAUCCAUAUGGCCGACGCUGAGAUCCGCAACGAUACGAAUGCCAAACGCUCCCGAGGAGGUGCUGCCCGCUCUGGAUCGGCGAGAUUUAAACGCAUUCAAGGCCGCAGUUUCCAGAAUGCCGCCUUUGUAG